AUGCGAUCAGUAUUACCUGGGCGCACCUCCUUUGGGGUCUUGACCCGGGGUCAGCAAUGGACACAUCGCCUUGGGUCUCAGGGACUAGCGUCCACGACGAGGUCGAUCACUUGUCGAACUUCUUCGGGGAAGCUGCCCCUGCAGUCAUUGCUGUCUUCAGCAAGUCGAGCUAGGGUAGCCGAGACCUCAUUCUUAGCAUCCUUCCCACUCCAGCAAUCGCUUACAGGACACACACAAGUUCGGUCAUUCAAGAAGGCCAAUUACACUGAAAAGAUCCAAGAUAAUGAAAGAACGGAGGAGAUCUUGGAAACACUCUCAGAAAGGGAGGAUAUGCCUCCUCCUCAGUCUGGAAGUACAGCGCCCCAGGACGCUAACGAGGAACACAAUCCUCAUUCGAGUGAGCAGGCGGAUAAAUGGACCGAACACUUGACCAAGGGAAAGCUAUUGACUACACCAUCGCGUCUCUUCAAAUUGAUCAUUCCCUUGACGACGCCGCAACAGGGUCACGAGAAGGGAAUCGAGCCGAUUGGCAUCCUCGUUCAUCCCCAGCAGCCUUUGUCCUAUCUCGAGAAAUUGAUUCAGUCCGAAGUCCCACCUAUCGAGGGCGAGUUGGGAAAACGUCCCCCAGCGGUUUCCUUCAUCGCACUUCAACACGAAGACAACGCCAUCAAGCCGAAGAAGCGGGUCGAGGACGAGUUUGAUCACAAGGUCAGCCCCAAGGAUGUCGAUUCUGAAGGCCAAGACAAGAGCAAGAUCAACGGCCAGGGCAUUGAAGGCCGUGCGCCCGUUGAGCAGCGGCGACGAUCGCGUGAGGAAGAUGUAAAGACUUACAGCUACCCUCGAAAGACGGAUGCGAGUCUCGACCCGCUCAACGGCGAACCCGAGCGCUUUGUGCGCUGGUCACAAGCUACCGAGAUCGGUGACUUUAUCCGGGAUGCGUCUCGAGUCGGCGAAUUUGUAGUCAUGAUCGAAGGCGCGCCUUCAGGAUUGGGUCAGAUCAGAGUGACUGUGCCGUCCUUCGAGGAGCGCACAUACUUCUUGCGUCUGCGAUUGCGCAAGCUUUCUCGGCGAAUCCAAGCCAUCGCGGAUGUCAAGAGCGAAUGCGACGCUCUGGCCCACAAGGGUGCGCAGCGUGUUGCGGUCGGGGGAUUCGGUAUUCUCGCCACUUGGUGGUUCACCGUGUACAAGCUCACGUUCGAGACGGAUCUCGGAUGGGAUGUGAUGGAGCCUGUGACGUACCUCGUCAGUUUGUCUACGCUGAUGGGUGGGUACCUGUGGUUCCUGUAUCACAAUCGAGAGAUUUCGUACAAGUCGGCGCUCGACUUUACGAUUAGUACCCGCCAGCGGAAGCUCUAUGACAAGUUCAACGUGGAUCUUCAGCUCUGGGAGUCUCUGAUCGACGAGGGAAAGACCAUCCGUCGCGAGAUCAAGACCAUUGCCUCGGAAUAUGACGCUGAAUGGGACGAGCGUGUCGACGAGCAAGACGAACGUGUGACCGAGGAAUUGCGUCGGAACCGGAAGAAGGAUGAGGAAAAGAAGAGCAGGGAUGACAAGGCCUCGGAGAAGGGAGAGGAUGAUUGA
Messenger RNA from Penicillium diatomitis, 1581 nucleotides. RefSeq lists its product as uncharacterized. The record is from RefSeq and is a predicted model, not a curated record. The transcript has 3 exons. Gene Ontology annotation, cellular component: mitochondrial inner membrane; uniplex complex. The coding region runs from base 1 to 1581 and encodes 526 amino acids. Gene Ontology annotation, molecular function: uniporter activity; calcium channel activity. NCBI's taxonomy places the organism in Eukaryota, Fungi, Ascomycota, Eurotiomycetes, Eurotiales, Aspergillaceae. Gene Ontology annotation, biological process: calcium import into the mitochondrion; mitochondrial calcium ion homeostasis.